Messenger RNA from Exophiala dermatitidis NIH/UT8656, 857 nucleotides. RefSeq lists its product as uncharacterized. The transcript has a single exon. Lineage: Eukaryota; Fungi; Ascomycota; Eurotiomycetes; Chaetothyriales; Herpotrichiellaceae. The record is from RefSeq and is a predicted model, not a curated record. The coding region runs from base 217 to 582 and encodes 121 amino acids.
AGAGAGCGAUGCUGCAGGAUAUGUAGAGCGCGUAGGUGGUGAUUUUAUUCUUUGUAUCCUCCUAGAAUCUCGGAGGGCUUUUGGUGUUGUUUGGCAGGAGGAAGAGGAACGUGCUGCUAAGGAUAGCUUAGGUGUGGCAAGGAGAUAAAAUUGGCCAGAAUCUGGGGAGUGCGAGGUGUGUGUGCGGUAAAUCGUGGAAGGCGGCGCGGAUGGCUUAUGCAGUGCAGUGAUGGAAUCUGGUUCGUAAGGGAUUUGCGAUCAAGAGGCACCGAGUUUGCUGGACCUUUUUGGAAGCACGAGUUGGCACUGCUACUGGUAGUGGUGCUGGAGUGCCAGUGCCGAGGGGCAGGGGACAGAGGACAGGGGCCCGAGGGCGGCGGACGACGGGCGGUGGCAGUGCGUUUGUGUUGGUUGGAGUUCCAAGUUGUGGUGGUCGUGGCGGUUCAAGAUGUGUGGGAGGACUCAGAUGACAGGCGGUGGAAGAGGGUCUGCAAGCUUUUCUCUUGUGGCUUGGGCUUCCCGCGUCGUGGUUCGGUGGCAGCGACACAGUCAGGGCUGAGUUUGGGUGUGAGUACUUUGUAAUAAUGCUGAGCAGGUCAGCCCGUCGUGGAUAGAUGCAGUGCAGCUGAGGAUCGAUGGCGAUGGCUCGAUGGCCUGGUGACGAUGCUACUGGACUCGAUUGACGAGUGGUAGUGGUAGUAGAGGGAUGCUGUAGGGCCAGACGAGAUGGCAGUCCAAUUACUGUAAUGCCCGCAGGUUGUGGGCGCAGGAAAUCACAGGCACGCGGCGGUGGGAAUCGCGAUGCUUUCGAGAUGCUGACCAAUCUUACUCGAGGUGUGCCAGUGACGCCAGCAGCU